Stylophora pistillata is the source of this 776-nucleotide messenger RNA. RefSeq lists its product as uncharacterized. Lineage: Eukaryota; Metazoa; Cnidaria; Anthozoa; Scleractinia; Pocilloporidae. The record is from RefSeq and is a predicted model, not a curated record.
UGUUGUGCGCCUAUCCCUAGUUUAAAACCUCACAGAGUUCACUUUGUAAUUCUGAACGUGAGCUUCGAGGUGAUUUGGCUGAGGAAAUCAUUUGGAGAUUUAAAAAGACAAGGAGGACACAAUAUAAAGAAUCGGCUCAAAGUGAAGAAUCGCUAAAAGAACAGGACCAGGCUGUAUAGAAAAGUAAAAUGGCCGGAGAAAUCUCUAGCGCAGCUGUGGAAACAGCGACAAGGGCCGCAAUGGACUUGUCUCUGUCAGGGGGAGGAUUUUCUAUUUCACUCAAGAUUGACAAUCCCUGGUUAGCGGGAGCUGUGAGCAUUGGUGCAUUAUCGUUAGGUGCUUUCUAUCUUGUCUGUAAGGGGCCCGCUGAGGGUGCCAUAAGAAGAGCCUUGGAAAGGAAUGUAUUCGGCGAUGUGGAUCCUGAAGUUACCGAUAUUACAGAUGGACAUUCCAUCUUGGUGGAAUUGCAUUGUCGCUCAGAGAUGAGUCUGUUAGUAUUUCUGGAAGACUAUCAGUCGAAAACAAUAAAGUUUAGAUUGGAAGAGGAGUUAAAAAAAAUUGGUUUUAAUGAUCAAUUAGAAGUCGUUAUACGGAAUAAGGAAGAAGUAAACAAGAGAGCAACAGAGAUAAGGGUUCAGAGGGUUACAAGAGAUAGACAUGGAGACAAAACAAGCCAUCGUUGACCUGCUUAACAAGAAACGUCUUCCUGGCCUGGCGUCGUGGAAGCAUGUGGCACGAAGGUAUGGAAUGAGAGAAAAGGAAAUCACCUAUCUAGA